This is a messenger RNA of Drosophila persimilis, 286 nucleotides long. RefSeq lists its product as uncharacterized. Lineage: Eukaryota; Metazoa; Arthropoda; Insecta; Diptera; Drosophilidae. The transcript is spliced from 2 exons. Bases 139 to 231 code for a protein of 30 amino acids. The record is from RefSeq and is a predicted model, not a curated record.
UGUACCAAGUUCAAAACAGAUAAUCGUAUAUACAUAUAGUACAUACUAUAAGGCCAAAUGUAUGACCAAAUUGUAUAUAAAACCAUUGUUGAGGGCUCUAAGGUUUAGUAAAAGUUUGUAAAUCAUAACGGCGAAGUGAUGGAGAAUUGUGAAAUAAUUGGAAUGAUAUUGGAGUUCAUUGGAGACGUAUUAUUCGGCUCUGAAAGCAGCGAUGACGAUUACAACUCUUAGUGCGAUAGGAAUCAUUAUAAAAAUGUCCCACAAUAAAAUGCUAAAAUGAAUAUUA